This is a messenger RNA of Paramecium octaurelia, 378 nucleotides long. Lineage: Eukaryota; Ciliophora; Oligohymenophorea; Peniculida; Parameciidae. The record is from the annotation of a GenBank genome assembly.
AAAUUAAUGACAAUCUUAAUAUGCUUAUUGCAGAUGAUAGUUUUUACAGUUUCUGCAUCCAAGAAAUCCAAACAGAAACAGUAUGAGUAUUUGAAUGAGAAAGUCUUGUUUGUUGUGCUUACAGUCUUUGGUAAUUGUGAAUUAUUAUUAAGAGUGAGUUUGAUUUCUUUCUGCAUUUUGAUCUUUAUCAUACUGGCAUGUCUACAUCAAGGAGGUUUUAGAUUGAUUAGACAGGAGAAGUUAAAUUAAAAGAAAAAACAAUAGGAACAAUAAAUGAUUGUGAUAAUUCCGUCGAAUGAGAAAUAGCAUUACAAUCAGUUCCUUUAGGACGUCAACUAAUCGUUAGAUGUUAGCAGAUUAUCAGAAAAUUAAUGUUGA